This is a messenger RNA of Leptinotarsa decemlineata (Colorado potato beetle), 1980 nucleotides long. It is a transcript of the gene NKAIN, whose product is annotated as sodium/potassium-transporting ATPase subunit beta-1-interacting protein. Lineage: Eukaryota; Metazoa; Arthropoda; Insecta; Coleoptera; Chrysomelidae. The record is from RefSeq and is a predicted model, not a curated record.
UAUCAUAAAAUUUAAAGGGAUUUCUGGGAAAAUAAAAAGAAAUCAUAGAUCAGAAAACAAAAGAAGGAAAGUGAAAAAAUCCUAAAAACACAGAUGAAUCGACAAGACCAUUGUUUAUUUUAAUAUAUUUUCCUGUCAUUCAGUGUUACUAAUCAUUGAUAGUAAUCAUAAUCAUGAUUAAGUGCAAUGAUUGAGUGAUUACCGUGAGCUAUAGAAUAAAUAAGUUCCUGGAAUAAAUAUGGUUGUGAAAUGGCUCAUCCUUGUUUAGAAUACUUCAAAAAUAUAAAAGAAAUAGACUAAAUACCUCAUGAUAUGGGGAUCUGUACAAAGAGGUGUUUUUUUCUAACAAUAUGCCUAUUAGAAAUGGUAACAGUAGUGGAGCGACAGGUAUUCGACUUUCUUGGAUUUCUGUGGAUACCAAUUCUGGUUAAUUUUUUUGAGAUCGUUUUUAUUAUUUUUGGCUUCUUUGGUGCAUAUCAAUUUCGACCAAAGUACAUAAUCGCUUAUCUGAUAUGGCACAUAUUCUGGGUGGGAUGGAACACUUUUAUAAUAUGUUUGUAUCUCAAUGUUGCUGGACUAGAUCAUGAGAAAAAUAAAGUGCUCAAAUUGGAUGUGAACAGUGAUAGCUGGUGGAAAAAAGAGGGACCUGGUUGCAGAAUUCAGAAUGUUGAUGCUAUAUCUGUUGAUGGAUGUUUAAUCAACUAUGUUCACAUUGAAAUCGUUCAAGCUGGAAUCCAGUGUUUUUUUGCUCUAUUGAAUAUAAUUGUGGGAAUUUGCCUCAGUCGUACUUUUUUGGAGGAGGAUGAUACUUCGUCUCGUAAAUCAUCACGUAAAAAUUCAAAACAAAGAAUGUCUCUUUAUUCUAUUGAGUUCAGUUCUCAGCUGGAAAACAGGCAUGGUGAUAGUGAUAAUGAUUUCGAUCAGAUACCUCCUCCUGUUUCUCCUAAACCGAUGACACCACGAAGAGUGAAGAGACGUAGCGUGAUGAUUAGAGGAUCUUCGGGACGACACAGCAGUAACAGUCGCAGACAAUCACAUUCACGUUCUUCCACCAGAAGCUCAAGAAGAACAACAGCUCAAAAUCCUGUAACUCGUCUGUUAGAACAGCAACAGAAAAAUCAGGCCUAUGAUAGCCCAACCAGUCCAUCACCUAUAGAUUCUCCUUCCCCAAAUUACUAUACUUCAUCCAAUAACAAUUUGCCCCAUCAAAAUUGGCAAGUCAGUAAUGGCCGUAUAAAUCCUACAUAUCAGCAAUCGUCUCAACAAUCAUUGAACGAGAAUGAAGACUUAGAUGAUUUAUAUAAUAACAGGCCUCCUUCUGUCAGAUCUAGUUAUUCAAAUUUCCAUGGUACUAGAGCCUUAAAUUAUUCACCUCCGAAACAGUACCACAGCCAUGCCACACCUCAAGUGCCUCAGAAGAGAAAUAAUUCAAAUAGAAAUAGUAUGAGAUCGAUGGCGUUUUUAAAUAACGGUCCCCCUGCCUAUACAUCUAGAGGGCAUAUUCCAAUUGACACUGAGACGCCGAUGUAGUUGAGUAAUUCAUUCUUACACUAGCAUUUUUAUGAUUCACAAUUAUUGUUUUUGAAGAUUGUUUUGAAUUUUUUAAAAACCGGGUGAUUCUUCAAAUCUGAAUUAUACAAAUAUUACAAAAAAUGAGCAUUGUCCAAAAAAUGUCCUCCCUCAAAAAUGUCAUUUUUGAAAACGGGAAAUGGUGAACACCGAUUUUAUAGUGUCCAUUCGUAUUCUAUUGCUAAAAUUAUGUAGGGUUUGUUGAAAACUGAAACAUGUACAAGAUGUAAUACCUACAUGUGCAACUAAAAAUACCUCGUUUUAUGAUCUUAUUUGACAUUUGGCCUCAGAACCGUUUACUCAUUAUGCAAAUUAUUAAUUAGUGUGAAAUUGUAACAUAAAAAAUUUAAAUGGAGCACUUUUACUAUUUCCCAGGAUCAUUGAUGGUAUUCUGUGCUAAAGCUAUUUUCC